CAGACAGUCUUCUCGCCGCUUAUCUAGCUCCAUGCCUUAAAUUCCAUCUUCUAUCUUCCUCCAUGGUUACGUCACUGCAACACACACUCUAUUUGGACCCCACCAAAUCAGACGAACAAACCCUACCGGCGAAAUCAAGCAUUAAAUUCACUCACGCUUUUCCCGUGAACACGAUUUUUCUAUUUUCUGAAAGUCCCGACAAGAUCUCUUUGAUUGUUUCGUUCCAUAAAUCCCUUUGAAACCGCAUUUUGCUACAGUGUAUGAGUUGAUCAAAUAGUGUUAAGCAAUGUCCUCUACUGAUAGAGAGGAUUCAUACAAUGGGCAGCAGCUGUUGAGGGACAUUAAGGAGGUAAGCAAAGCUCUUUACUUGAACAACAACCCACCUCAGAGGCCACUCCUUUCGUUGCCUCCUCCUGUCCGAUCUAGAUCUCUUGCAGAGAAUGGACUUUUACUGCCAGAUAAGAAGAAGAGAUCGUCAGUAGCAUGGGACUGGAAGAAGCCUCUGAAAGCUAUAGCUCAUUUGGGGCAGCGUAGGUUUGAUGUUUGUUUCCUUCUCCACGUUCACUCCAUCGAAGGCCUGCCUUCGAGUUUGGACGGUACUAAACUAGUUGUCCAGUGGAAGAGGAAAGACGAGGUGAUGUCCACUCAACCUUGCAGUGUUUCGCAAGGAACUGCCGAGUUUGAGGAGACUUUGACGCAUAGAUGUUCGGUCUACGGUAGCAAACAUGGGCCCCAUCGUUCUGCGAAAUACGAGCAGAAGCUUUUCUUGGUCUGUGCCUCUCCCGUCGAUGCUCCCUGGCUUGUUCUAGGGAAGCACUGGGUUGAUCUCGCCAGGAUCUUGCCUUUGUCUCUUGAGGAGAUGGAAGGUGCGAGAAGAAGCUCGAGGAAGUGGGACACGAGCUUCGAGCUGUCUGGUGUGGCGGAGGAGGGUUCUGCUGUGUUGAAUCUUAGUUUUGAUUACUCGGUUGUCACCAGCUCUGUCUGUGAUUCAACUAGUGGUGGUGGUGGGAGUGUGGUGCUGAAGCGAGUUGGUAGUGUUCCGAGUAUGGAGCGUAGAUCUUCUUCACCGCUUGAUGAUGGGAAUGGGAAGGUCUCCCAUCAACUCUCGCCGAAUCUGAGCCUUGAUCUUUCAAGGUCGGUUGAUCUUCUCUAUGAAAAACUUAGCGAACAAAACCAAGAAAGAUCAACAGGAACUGAUGUAAAGUAUGACCAUCUGGAGACUGAUAAGCAAGCAGAUGACUCUGACAACACUGGAAAAAGAACUGAUUCAAAGGAGUCCUCAGAAAUUGAAAUAAUUGAUGUCCUUGAGUUACUUAAAGACGAAGAUGAAGAUGCAGCCGUUUUAGAGGAAACCUUUUUUGUUGAUCAGUUAUCAGUGGCCGAGCUAAAAAGUGGAGGCCCCAAGUCUGCUUUAAGUAGCCAUGUUGAGAUUAAAUCUUCAUCAGCCAUCGAUGAUUCUACUGACAAAGAAGCUAAAUCUAGUUACAAAGCUGCAAUGAUAUUGACGAAGUCACGAAGCUUGGAUGACAUUACCGAAUCUGUGGCUAAUGAUUUUCUAAAGAUGCUUGAACUUGAGGAAAGUUCUUAUAUAUAUACCUCAGAUGGUGAACCUACAUCUCCGCGUGAAUCUCUGCUUCGAGAGUUCGAGAAGGAGGCUCUGGCUUCUGGAAACUGUCUCUUAGAUGGUGGGGGAGAAGAAUAUGUGUCUGAUACUGAUGAGGAACCGAAUGAUUUCUCAUUCUCCUCAAGUUCCGUGGGUGAGGGAAAGUCUCAGAUCUUAAUAAGCAGAAGGAGUGCCAAGCUACUUGAAGAUUUGGAAACUGAAACUUUAAUGCGAGAAUGGGAGUUAGAUGACAACAGUGUUUGCUCCGAUGGGUUUGGAAGUCCAAUAGAGCUUCCGGUUGGCGAGGAACUAGAUUUGCCGCCACUUGGAGAUAAUAUUGGUGGUCCUUUUGUUUGGACAAAAGGAGGAGGGUGUAUCCGGUCUAUGAGUCCGUUAUUGUUCAGAAAGUGUAAGGAUGCAUCACGUCUGAUCAUGCAAGUUUCAGUCCCUGUGGUGUUAGUACCAGAAUUAGGUUCUGAUGUUCUUGAAAUACUUCAAAGUUUGGCAGCUUCUGGAAUCCAAGGGCUCUGCUCUGAGAUUAAUGCAUUGAUGCCUUUGGAAGAUAUCGUGGGGAAGACAAUACAUGAAGUUAUCGAGGACACAGCAUUUGAGAGAACCGCACAUGAUUGUUCUUCAAAAGAAAAUUUUGGGGGCUUUGGAUCAGGUUAUGUACCUCUUGACGCUCUUGCUUCCUUAGCUAUUGAUGGGAUAGAGAGUCUGUCGGUAGAAGGAUUAAAGAUUCAAUACAGCAUGUCAGACCAAGAUCCACCAUCAGUCACUGCACCAAAACCCAUGGAUCAAUCCGAGGCUUUGGAGUUGAUUAGUUUUUCGUUAACGUUGGAUGAGUGGUUAAGGCUUGACCAUGGAACAUCAGGAACACAUAUGAGAAAGAGAAGCUCAGCUCACCAUGCCUAUCAAGAUCAAGCUUCUAAUGGAAAGGGUAAUAAUACCUUAGGGAACAAGUUGACACUUGCUCUUAGAGUAUUGCUUAGAGAUCCAUCUCGAUAUAAUGAACCUGUUGGUGCAUCUAUGCUUGCUCUGAUUCAAGUUGAAAGGUCUCUGGUUUCCUCAGAUCCACCUGUGUGUAGUUUGGCUCAAGAAGAGUCCUUUGAUGACGAUACACAUUUGUGGAGAAUCAUUGACAUUGGUCUUGCGGGUUUGAAAACUGAGCCUGGUGUAGACCAUCCGUGGGGUACGAAAACCCAGCAAGAGUCUGGAUCCCGCUGGUUACUUGCAAGUGGUACUGGCAAAACCAACAACUGUCAAGCUUCUAAGUCAAAGGCGAUCAUUGUAUCAAACCCACAAGCAACCAGAAAGAACUUGGACUCAUUGUGGAGUAUAACAAUCGAUAGCAGGCACAAUCAAGAAGGUGAUUUGAAUAGUAGCUCUGCUGCCUUUGUUCCACUAACAAGAAAUUCAGAUGUGAUAUUUUCUGAUGAUAUAACAAAAGGAUUGUGAUAGUAGCAUUUCCAUCGGGAUAUUAUCUUAUACAUUGUUUCCACUCUGCGUAAGAGCACAUCAUUUUGAUGUGAAAGCAGCAGUCUUCUUUUUCUACUUGAAUGUGUAUGAGAAAAUAUAUAUUUUUAAGUAAAUAUACUUCCCUUUGCAUC
Raphanus sativus (radish) is the source of this 3213-nucleotide messenger RNA. Its product is annotated as protein PLASTID MOVEMENT IMPAIRED 1-RELATED 2. The transcript has 3 exons. Lineage: Eukaryota; Viridiplantae; Streptophyta; Magnoliopsida; Brassicales; Brassicaceae. The record is from RefSeq and is a predicted model, not a curated record. The coding region runs from base 287 to 3061 and encodes 924 amino acids.